Molecule: messenger RNA, 1539 nt
Organism: Fusarium venenatum
Lineage: Eukaryota; Fungi; Ascomycota; Sordariomycetes; Hypocreales; Nectriaceae
Product: cytochrome P450
Molecular function (GO): monooxygenase activity; oxidoreductase activity, acting on paired donors, with incorporation or reduction of molecular oxygen; heme binding
Source: RefSeq, a predicted model, not a curated record
AUGCCAGCCCUCACUUUCCUCCUACCACUAGCUUUGUUGGCUCUGGCCGCCACCUACAAGGCGGCCAUAACUAUUUACAACGCCUUCUUUUCCCCUCUCAAGAACAUCCCAGGCCCUACCGUUGCACGUUUCACUGAUCUAUGGUACAUCAACCGAGUUCGCAAAGGCCAUUUCGAACGCGACAACAUCUCACUUCAUCGCCGACACGGCCCUAUCGUCCGUUAUGGUCCCAACAGAUACAGCUUCGAUCACCCUGAGGCCGCUCAAAUUAUCUACGGAGUUGGGAAGUCGGACAAGUUUGCCAAAUCUUCCUUCUACAGAGCUUUCGGCACACCGAUACGUGAUCAGCCGAACAUGUUUUCCCACCAGAACAUCAAAGAGCACUCUCAGAUGCGUCGGCUCUAUCAGAGCACACACGCCAUGUCGGCCCUCGUCUCGUACGAGGACUCUGUCGACGAGUGUUCAGAUCUGUUUGAUCAGCGACUCCGAGAGAUGACUGGAGGUCCAGUGUCUGCAAAUGUCCAACCACAUGUUGACCUUGGUAGAUGGCUCCAAUGUUAUGCCUUUGAUGUCAUCGGUAUGAUAACGUACUCGAAAAGAUUGGGGUUCCUCGAUCAGGGCGUUGACAUAGCUGGGAUCAUGGAGUCUUUGGAAGAGUUUCUUGCUUAUUCCAGCAUUAUCGGUGUUUAUUCUUGGCUUCAUCCUUUCCUAUUCCAUCUGCGCAACUUCCUCGCCGGAAACACAGGCACCGGAAUCCAAUACGUGGUCAAGUAUACCGAGAAGCUCAUGAGAGAGCAUCAGGCCAAGCCCAAGAAUCUGGACCUAGAAGACGAAGAUAAUCAGCGCAUGGACUUCUUAUCGAAGUAUGUUGCUCGGCAUCGCAAAGACCCAUUGACGUACAAUGACUGGUAUGUUCUGAGUGGAUGUGUGUCUAACAUGACGGCUGGAUCCGAUACAACUGCUAUCAGCCUCUCAGCCAUCAUGUAUUUUCUCAUGACCAAUCCCAAAGUCGCAGACAAACUUCGUGAAGAAGUGGCAGAUCAUCAAUCACGAGCAGUACAUCCUCGCCACUUCAGCUUCAAGGAGACACAAGAGAUGCAAUAUCUACAAGCUGUCAUCAAGGAAGCUUUGAGGUUGCAUCCUGCUGUUGGUCAGCCGUUAGAACGGGUUAUCCCCGCAGGUGGUGCUACUAUUGCUGGACAGUUUUUCCCAGAAGGGACAAUUGUUGGGGUCAACUGCUGGGUAGAGCACCACAGCUCAGUCUUCGGCCCUGAUCCGGAGGUAUUCCGACCCGAGCGCUGGCUGGACACCGAUAAAGUUAGACUGGAUACGUUGAACCGCCACUGGAUGCCAUUUGGCAUGGGUGCAAGAACAUGCAUUGGGCGACACAUCUCCAUGUUGGAGAUUUCAAAACUCAUACCUCGCCUCAUUCGCGACUUUGACUUUACGUUUCCCAAAGAGAUUCAGAAUUUCGAGACCAACAAUAGAUGGUUUGUUAAGCCUCAGGGUUUUAAAGUACAAAUCCAAGCUCGGAACUAG